Penicillium roqueforti is the source of this 843-nucleotide messenger RNA. RefSeq names its product alpha/beta hydrolase. NCBI's taxonomy places the organism in Eukaryota, Fungi, Ascomycota, Eurotiomycetes, Eurotiales, Aspergillaceae. Bases 1 to 843 code for a protein of 280 amino acids. The transcript is spliced from 2 exons. The record is from RefSeq and is a predicted model, not a curated record.
AUGCCUUGCAAGUCCUUUGUGGUUGUGCUCUGCCAUGGCUCUUACCAUACUCCUGCCCCGUACCAAGCUCUUGUUGAUGCCUUAACUGCGAAGGGCAUCGAGGCUCAUUGUCCCCAACGGCCCACUUGUGAUCUCAGUCAGCUUAAUAUUGGCAACCCUAGCAACCCUGAUUUUGAUCGCAGGGCUCCCCCAGGAGGCUAUCCACUCCCCGCAGAUGAUGCGACAGAGAUCGGGCUGCUGCUAGACAAGUUGAUUGCACAGGGAAAGUCGGUGCUACUUGCAGGACACUCUUCCGGUGGCUGGGUUGCUGCUGAGGCUGCACAGUCUCAUCGCCAAGCUCCUGUCCGCCUAAGGGAAGGAAAGACUGGUGGUGUCAUUGGAAUCUUCUUUAUCGGGGCAUUUAUUGUUCCCCAAGGCCAAUCAGUGAACUCAUUCUUUCAACCCCCGGGCGGUAAAGUUGUUGUGCCUCCGUUUAUGCAAUUUCAUAAACACGGUGUCAAUGGUCUUGGCACCAUGGUCGACCCUGAAGAAUACCUCUUCAACGACCUCGAUAGUGCCACUGCAAAGAAGUGGGCAUCCACGUUGACAGCAGCUCCUGUGAUGAACAGUCCCCUUACCCACAAUCCUUAUGACGUGCUCCCAUGCGCCUAUGUUGUGUUAGAAAAGGACCGUACAUUACCAAAGGAGUACCAAGAAGGAAUGGCGGCGAGUCAGAGCAAGCCGUUCACGAUCUACCAUGCACCCUGUGGUCACUCACCACACAUAAGUUGGACAAAUGAGCUCGCUGCGAAGAUGGAGGAAUUUGGAAACCAGGUUCUAGCUGAAAGAAGCACGACAGAUUAA